CGUAACAUACACAAAUGAGUACAUACAUACAUCUAUCGAUAGUGGCGAGUUGCUGAAAGGAUUUAGAGGAAAAUAUUAGAUUUUAUUGGAAGCGCGUACAUCAAAAUGCGCGCAAAGCAUCUUUGAUGUCACACGUUGAGAACGCAGAGCCUAAAAAUGGCAGCGGACGUACGAAUGAGAUAGUAGCGAACGAACGCGAUAAAUCCGUUGUGCAAGCAAGUCCGGAAAGUUCUGUCAAUGUAGAGGUUCGGAUAUCAGCAUCCAAAACGAGUCAAAUAUUGGAUAACAUAAAAUCUGAUCUAGAGACGGAGGAAAAUGACGAGAAAUGCGUCGAUACAUCACAAGACAAAGAUAGCGACAUUUGUAGAAUCUGUCACAUGGACGGAUAUGCCCCCAUCGCGGACAACCAUCCAUCAUAUGACUCGGAAAAUCUGAUUGAUCAGACAUCGAUUCUGUCAAACGUUGUUGAUCUCGGUCCUUUGAUUUCAGCUUGCAAAUGCCGGGGUACAGUGGCUCUGGUGCACGUCGAGUGCCUAGAGAGAUGGCUAACCGAGUCCGGUCGUGCGAGAUGCGAACUUUGCGGCUACAAGUAUGCAAUCAGAAGGGUACGGCGUUACAGCCUCUUUCAAAGCGUCAUAAUAUGGUUCCGCACCAUAAUAGCUACUCGACAGGAGAUGCUACUUGACAUUGGAUAUUUGGUAAUGACCACACCUGUGGCUGUGUUUUCCUGCUAUCUGUGCGCCUUGGCCUUGAAAAUGUUGAUGCGAAAUGGCUUUUACGAGAUACCCUGGAUGAUAGUUGCUAUGCUGCCAACCUGCUUAUUGACGCUGAUAGCUUAUUGGCGAUGGAUAAUUACGUUAGGGAGACUUGCAGGACAAUGUCCGCUCCAAGAGUCUAACAACAGCACACUAAAACUUCCAGGUGCGGAUACAAAUACGUUUGUAAACCAAGACUGA
Trachymyrmex cornetzi is the source of this 956-nucleotide messenger RNA. RefSeq names its product E3 ubiquitin-protein ligase MARCH3. The transcript is spliced from 6 exons. Gene Ontology annotation, molecular function: zinc ion binding; ubiquitin-protein transferase activity. NCBI's taxonomy places the organism in Eukaryota, Metazoa, Arthropoda, Insecta, Hymenoptera, Formicidae. Gene Ontology annotation, biological process: protein ubiquitination. The record is from RefSeq and is a predicted model, not a curated record. The coding region runs from base 126 to 956 and encodes 276 amino acids.